This is a messenger RNA of Ilex paraguariensis (yerba mate), 783 nucleotides long. Lineage: Eukaryota; Viridiplantae; Streptophyta; Magnoliopsida; Aquifoliales; Aquifoliaceae. The record is from the annotation of a GenBank genome assembly.
AUGGUGCAAUUUGGUGUGUCCACUGUGGAAGUAGCUAUGAACUUGGGUAGGGAAGCUGCUGACUUCAUUAGCGGGACAUUUACUAAACCCAUAAAACUAGAGUUUGAGAAGGUCUAUUAUCCAUAUUUACUUAUUAGCAAGAAGAGAUAUGCUGGUCUUCUAUGGACAAAUCCAAACAAGUUUGAUAAAAUGGACACUAAAGGGAUUGAAACAGUUCGAAGAGAUAAUUGUCUGUUGGUUAAAAACCUGGUAACUGAAUGCCUUCAUAAAAUACUGAUAGACAGGAACAUUCCUGGUGCUGUUCAGUAUGUCAAGAAUACAAUCUCUGAUCUUCUUAUGAAUCGCAUGGAUUUGUCUCUUUUGGUUAUCACCAAGGGUCUGACGAAGACGGGAGAUGAUUAUGAAGUAAAAGCAGCACAUGUUGAACUUGCAGAGCGGAUGCGUAAGAGAGAUGCUGCCACUGCUCCAAAUGUCGGGGACCGAGUACCUUAUGUCAUUAUUAAAGCUGCAAAAGGUGCCAAGGCUUAUGAAAGGUCAGAGGAUCCAAUAUAUGUGCUAGAAAAUAACAUACCCAUAGACCCUCAGUACUACCUUGAAAAUCAAAUAAGCAAGCCACUUUUAAGAAUCUUUGAGCCCAUUCUGAAGAAUGCUAGUAAAGAACUUCUUCAAGGAAGUCACACAAGAUCCAUUUCUAUCUCUACUCCUUCAAACAGUGGCAUAAUGAAAUUUGCUAAGAAGCAGCUAAGUUGCAUUGGGUGCAAAGCUCUAAUCAGGUAUAAAUAA